ACGUGUCUCCAGAACCCCCUCUCUUCUUCUCUUUUUUAUUUCAUUUCUUUUUUCCUUUUUCUUUUUCUUAUUCUUAUCUUAAUGGAUAUAAAUAAUCAAGAGUAAGUAUAUUAGAAAGGCAUUAUUAAACAAGAAGUUAGGAGUCGGUUUCUCCCAAGUUAUACCAACCUUCACAUAGUGGUACUGUGACUGUGACACCAACACCUUUCGUCUGAUAUAUUGCAAGAUCAUCAUAUCAUGGCUUUCAGGUCAAUGGGACAAUUGAAAUCCAUGGCUAAAGGACUAAGAGGCCUAGCCACCGCAACCCUGCCAAAGAUGAAGGCGUACGCCGCCCCGGCCGAGCUCCUCGGCCGCGACGGCAGCCACCGCCUCCGCCGCCACAAGCUGCUGCCAUUCAAAGGCGACUUCGUGCCGGUGUACGUGGCGGUGGGGCUGAUCGCGCUGUCGACGACGUUAGGGCUCUACUCGGCGACGCUGCAGCUGCGGCACGGGCCGAACGUGUUCGUGAAGAAGAAGCGGCGGGAGACGAUCCCGGAGGUGGCGGAGCCGGAGCACGUCCUGGAGGACGCCGAGGAGUUCGUCAAGAAGUCGUUUUUUAGGAGGGUGGCCCACAUCCAAGACCCGGAACAUAACUAUGUUGUUAAGGAUGAGACAAGAGGAGAUUUUUUUGCACAUUUGCCCCUCAAAGCUGUGACUCUUAAGGAUGUUGGAGUUGAGCCUCUUCUCCCUCCUCCCUAUCACUGAGGCUUUACUAUAAUUAAAGCUUGUGUGUCUAUAUGCUCUUUACUAGUUUUUUGUUUGUCGUUUUUUUUUUUUUUUUUUUUCCUGUUUUUGAUGCAAAAGUAAUGAAGAGCAGUUUAUUUUUGUUUUUUGGGGGGGUUUAUUUUUGUUAUUUGCUUCUUGUAUUGUAUAUAAUGAUGUUGGGAGCAAAUAAU
Molecule: messenger RNA, 935 nt
Organism: Morus notabilis
Lineage: Eukaryota; Viridiplantae; Streptophyta; Magnoliopsida; Rosales; Moraceae
Exons: 2
Coding region: 238-744 (168 amino acids)
Source: RefSeq, a predicted model, not a curated record